Molecule: messenger RNA, 1562 nt
Organism: Betta splendens (Siamese fighting fish)
Lineage: Eukaryota; Metazoa; Chordata; Actinopteri; Anabantiformes; Osphronemidae
Product: mitochondrial calcium uniporter dominant negative subunit beta
Exons: 8
Coding region: 383-1390 (335 amino acids)
Biological process (GO): calcium import into the mitochondrion; mitochondrial calcium ion homeostasis
Cellular component (GO): uniplex complex; mitochondrial inner membrane
Molecular function (GO): calcium channel inhibitor activity
Source: RefSeq, a predicted model, not a curated record
AGCUGACGUGAGCGCGCGGGACGACCCCUGAUGGUCCACCGGCCUUAUUUUGCUAAACUACUCAUCUAGUGUGUUUGUGUUAGCGCUCUUUACUUAGUUGCGAUGGAGCACAUGCUCACACAUAACACAACUCGUCACCCAGCUAGAUAAACACUGCGCCUUCGUCUUGUUUAUCUGCUGAGUCGCCGAGCGAGGACAGAAAAAAGGAUACGAAGGGAGCGGAUUGAGACACGGACCCCGCCUGUCAGGAGGAAGCGGCACGCAGCUCGGACUGGGCUGCGCCUCCCUCGGUCCCGUAGCUGCCGUCACGGCCGCAGCCCGUCGUCCGUGCUCCCGCGUGGAACCUGCUAUGUCCCACGGCAGCUAGCCUCGGCCGACGACGAUGGCUUCGCUGCGGAUGGUCCGCAAAGUUACGGGCGCACUUUUGGGAAGUCUCCGUCCACUUCGCUGCGGUCUGGUACCUGUUCGCCCGCUCGCGUUCCGUCACCAGGUUAGACCCAGGUGUCCUGUCCUUGGAAACUGCCAGGCUCCUUUCUACAGUACACAGCUGCCCUCCAGUGAAGUGUCACUGAGAUACAACCAUGGGCGUUUGGCUCUGGAGGUUCAUUUACCAUCCAGGAACGAGAAGUGCCUGUUCUUCCUCAGACCCCUGCUGAUGAGCGUUGGAGACCUGAUUGCUGAUGUGCAAAAGGAAGAUCCUGGAGUCACUGCUUCUGUUUUCAAGGAUGGAGAACGUGUUGCCACCUCAACACCAUUAGAGGUUGUGCUGGACAAGGGCUUCCAACUCAUCAUCAAUGAUGCAGUUUAUGACGUUCAGCCAUGUGAAACAAUGCAGACCUCGAGGAAACACGCGGCGGAGAUGGAGGACGUGAAACAUGUGGUGAACCUGCUCCACUCAGCGCUGCACCUGCCUGGACACCAUCUGCUCAAAGAGAGGCAGCUGCUGGAAAAGCUGGACCUGAUUAAACAGGAGCUCUCACCACUUGAACAGAUGAAGGCACAGCUGAGCCAAACAGCAGAGCGUCAGACGUCCAGGGUUCUAUGGAGCGGCUUGGCCCUGCUGUCUGUUCAGGGGGGGGCUCUAGCCUGGCUCACCUGGUGGGUCUACUCAUGGGACGUCAUGGAGCCGGUCACUUACUUCAUCACCUACUCCACCAGCAUUGGAAUCUUUGCUUAUUAUGUCCUGACCAAGCAGGACUAUGUGUAUCCAGAGGCUAAAGACAGAAAGUUCCUGAAUUACUUUUAUAAAGGAGCCAGCAAGAAGAAAUUCAAUGUGCAGAAAUACAAUGAGCUGAAGGAUGAGCUGGCUCAGGUGGAGGAGGACCUGAGGCGCCUAAGAUACUCAACACACCUUCAGCUGCCACUUGAACAGAUUCAGCCAAAGCCAUGAAUGAAGUCAAGCCAUGAAGAUCUAUCACUUGCAUUGACACGCUCUUUUUAUUUUGAUAAUGGCACCUCUUCACCAGAAGCCCAUGUCGUUAUGUUACUUUACAGUCUUGUAAUGAUGAUUUAAGAAAUGAAAACACUGAAAUAAACAGGAGUAAAAGAAAUUAAGAACUUAA